UCAGUGGUUCAGCUGUUGGAGCCGCCUCCCGAAGUGGAACACGUGGGUUGUUGUCCGUGGUUGUUGAGUUCAGCGUGGAUUGUAUUGUUACAGUGGAAGGGUCACUUUCUCGGCAUAGACCAAGCAAAUUCACAUUGUUUAAGCGUUUGCAAUGACUCUGGAGGCGAUUAGGUACCGCGACGGCUCCUUGCAGGUCCUCAACCAGCUUUUGCUACCCCAUCAGAGCGUGUUUGAGAACAUCAAGACGGUGCAAGAUGGAUGGGAAGCGAUCAGAUCCAUGAAGGUGCGUGGCGCCCCUGCCAUUGCGAUCGUGGGCUGCCUGAGCCUGGCCGUGGAGCUGCAGGGUGGGCCGCAGCGCGAGGGGGAGGAGCUUGUGGCGUUCGUGCGCGAGUCAUUGGAACACCUGGUGACUGCCCGCCCCACGGCCGUCAACCUGGGCAAGGCAGCGGCGGAGCUGAUGGAGUACGCUGAACAGCGGGGCCAGGAGCCUGAGUGCACUGCUGAGAGACUGCAGGAGAGUGUGAUUGGCUGGAUCGAGGCCAUGCUGGAGCGGGAUGUCAGCGAUAACAGGAAGAUUGGGAAUUUUGGGGCGCAGCACAUCCUGUCGGGGGUGAGCAAGGAGCAGGUAACCAUCCUGACGCACUGCAACACGGGGUCCCUGGCGACUGCAGGGUACGGGACUGCGCUGGGCGUGGUGCGGUCUCUUCAUGCUAUGGGACGGCUGGCUCACGUGUUCUGCACAGAGACCCGCCCCUAUAACCAGGGCUCCAGACUCACUGCGUACGAGCUUGUGUUUGAGAAGAUCCCCUCCACCCUUAUCGCAGACAGCAUGGCCUCCAUCGCCAUGAGAGAGAAGGGCAUCUCCGCGGUGGUGGUUGGGGCGGACCGGGUGGUUGCUAACGGCGACACGGCUAACAAGGUGGGCACGUACCAGCUGGCAAUCGUGGCGAAGCACCACGGCAUCCCGUUCUACGUGGCGGCGCCCAGCACGUCAUGUGACCUGAGCAAGGAGAGCGGCAGGGAGAUCAUCAUCGAGGAGAGGCCGGCACAGGAGCUGAGCGACAUCAAUGGGGAGCGGAUAGCAGCGCCAGAUAUUAACGUGUGGAACCCUGCCUUCGAUGUGACCCCUCACGACCUCAUUACUGGCGGAAUCAUCACAGAGCUGGGCGUGUUCCUGCCCUCGGAGCUGCAGGCUGCCCUGACAGGGAGGCUCACUGCGCUGUAGUGACACCUAGGGGACCGGAGAGGCAGCGUGAGACAGAUGCAUUACCAGCAAUGAGCCAUCCGAUUGCGACUAGGGCAGUCAGUUAUACAGGACGUGUACAGCAGGAAGGUCAGUUAGACUCACAUUGCUUUGCAGUUCCAUCCGUUCCUGUUUUUACUACGAGUUUAAUCAAACAAGCCUGGGCUUGUUACCUGUAAACUGUGGCUAGUCAAGCUAGUAGUAAAACAUGGAAUGGGUGAAACUGCAUUGCAAUAGGAGUCUUGUAUUGGCACACUACACCUAAUAUGAGAUCAUUCAAGAUCACGUGAAAUACAAGCACUUAGUGAACAUUAGCCACUACAAAAACCAAAAUACACAGUUUCUCGUAGUUUAACAAUCUUUAUCAAAAACAAAAGCACUUAAGCAUUUUCAGAUAUUUGUUCAUGACAAAAGUAUUGGCACCUUUACAUCUAAAAAGUCUGUAAAAAUGUAGUAGAACUAAUUGAAAAAUAUAUGAAUUGAUUGGAAACCAUUACACAUUAAUUAAGCUGCAUUAUAAUGUCAAUAGCCAGAAAAAGAGGUAAUUAUUUCCAAUAUCUUGGCAACACAGCAGGUCAUGGUCAAGACAAAAGAGUUGGACUGACGUUUGAGAAAAGCACUCGUGUCAGACUACAACAAAGGAAAUAGCUACAGAACAGCAUCAAAGAAAUAUGGAAUACCGCAAUCCACAAUCAGAGCAAUAAUCAAGAAGCACCACAGAACAAAUUCUACUGAAACAUUUGAAAGAAGUAGCCGUCCAAAAGAAAUUUACAGAUACAGCAGGUGGAGAAUCAUCUGAACAGCUAAAAAAAAAGAUCCAAGAUUAACAGCCAAGGACUUAAAGAAAAGUUUAGAAGCAUCACAGAAGAGCUGUACGCACGCAGACCUCGCUGCAAACCACUUUGAAAGAAAAUUCAGAAAACAAACAUCUAAAAUUUGGCAAGAAAUAUGAACAGCAUUCUU
Polyodon spathula (Mississippi paddlefish) is the source of this 2206-nucleotide messenger RNA. RefSeq names its product methylthioribose-1-phosphate isomerase 1 (gene mri1). The record is from RefSeq and is a predicted model, not a curated record. The transcript is spliced from 6 exons. Gene Ontology annotation, molecular function: S-methyl-5-thioribose-1-phosphate isomerase activity. Lineage: Eukaryota; Metazoa; Chordata; Actinopteri; Acipenseriformes; Polyodontidae. Bases 152 to 1225 code for a protein of 357 amino acids.